Stomoxys calcitrans (stable fly) is the source of this 1069-nucleotide messenger RNA. RefSeq lists its product as uncharacterized. NCBI's taxonomy places the organism in Eukaryota, Metazoa, Arthropoda, Insecta, Diptera, Muscidae. The coding region runs from base 232 to 972 and encodes 246 amino acids. The record is from RefSeq and is a predicted model, not a curated record. Gene Ontology annotation, biological process: regulation of transcription by RNA polymerase II. The transcript has 3 exons. Gene Ontology annotation, cellular component: transcription regulator complex; nucleus.
UUGAACAGCUGAUAAAAAGAUACAUACAAGCUAGGGAAGCAACGUAUCAUCGUAACAUUCUGGUUAUAUCAAAUCCUCUAUACAAUAAAGUGAAACGUAUAAACGCAUUUGGGUAGAAGUAAUCAAUUUUAGUUGGCACUUCAUAAAAAGAUUAGUACAACGUUAGCAGGAUUGGCGCACUUCAUUUGACUAAAUUUAAACUAGAAUAUAGUUUGGUCGUUACAAAUCACAAUGGACGAUGAAAAACUUAUUGAAUUGGUAGAGGCACACGAUGUGCUGUACAAUCGUCAUCAUCGUUUCUAUAAGAAUCAGGAGAAAAAGAACGAAGCUUUUGAAGCAAUUGCGGCGGAGUUGGGAAUACCAUAUGUCCAGUUUGUUGUAAACCGUUAUCGUACAUUGCGUGACCGCUUUGUUAGAUACAAGCGGCUGAGAGGCACUGAGGAUGGAGCAAAAUUUUAUCUUCCUGUAAUGGAAAAAAUGGAAUUCCUUUCGCCCAAUGUUUUCAAUCGCAAAAAUCGAAGCAAACAUAACAUUAAGUCUGGCAAUUCGUUUGAUAGUGAUUGCUCUAAUUCCAUGGAUCCAUUACAGUUUCCGACAUCGAAGCGUUAUCGAGCAUCAGAACAGUCUAUAAACAUAUCCCCCGUAUUAACAAUAGAAAAAUCAUUCCAACCAAGCGUUAGCAGCAAGGGUCAUAAAAGAAAAGCAGAGACAUUAGAAGAAACCACCAGUAAGAAAGCCAAUAUUGAUAAUAAUACCAUAAACAUAGAUGAAGAGUUCCGAGAAGCACUUACUUGUUUUCAAAAAAUAUGCAAAGCUAAAGAAGAGAAUCAAAAGAAUGAAGCAUUAGAAGGAUUCCGCCAUAUGAUAGUAUCAACGAUUGCACAAAUGAGUUCGUCUAAACAAACCAAGGCAAUGUUGUGCGUAACGGAAGCCGUAAUGCAUUUAAAAAUGGAAGACGAUGAUUUGUUGUAGUGUCUGUAGGAAUUAUACUUAUAACUUUUAUUUUAUAAUUAACUAGCAUUAAGACGAAUUAUAUAUUUUAAUAAACUCCAAAAAUGAUAAAAAUUCA